AUGUCGCACGACUACCUAACCUCCCAGCCCGAUCCAGAAUCCUUGCUUGCGCCGUCGAUUGACGAGGACGAGAGUGAGGAUGAGGAUGCGGAUGAUCUGGAUGUUACCGAUAACAUUGAAGCUGGAGGUGAGGAGGGAUCAGCGACGGGGGAGGAGCAAUCGGCAGAGGUGACGGAGAAUGGGGCGGAACUCAAGCCUACCUAUCGGACCUCUGUCCAGUAA
Messenger RNA from Linnemannia hyalina, 222 nucleotides. The record is from the annotation of a GenBank genome assembly. Lineage: Eukaryota; Fungi; Mortierellomycota; Mortierellomycetes; Mortierellales; Mortierellaceae.